Molecule: messenger RNA, 1029 nt
Organism: Sabethes cyaneus
Lineage: Eukaryota; Metazoa; Arthropoda; Insecta; Diptera; Culicidae
Gene: sqh
Product: myosin regulatory light chain sqh
Exons: 2
Coding region: 186-710 (174 amino acids)
Biological process (GO): locomotion; post-embryonic development
Cellular component (GO): cytoplasm; myosin II complex
Molecular function (GO): calcium ion binding; myosin heavy chain binding
Source: RefSeq, a predicted model, not a curated record
GAACAAAUCAAAUUCAUUGCAUUUCGGAAGAGCAGUAAAGUUUGUGCAAAAUUUUCGUGCUAAAAAUUGCGAGUGAAGUGCGCUUUGUUUCGGUGAAUUUGCAGCGUUUUUCUUCGGUUAAUCGGUAAUCUGGUCACUCUCCUCGCUAGAGCAAGCACAAGUUGUGAAGCACAAAGAAACACACAAUGUCUUCCCGUAAAACUGCCGGACGUCGCGGUACGACCAAGAAGCGUGCCCAGCGGGCCACCUCGAAUGUGUUUGCUAUGUUCGAUCAGGCCCAGAUCGCCGAGUUCAAGGAAGCGUUUAACAUGAUCGACCAGAACCGGGACGGGUUCAUCGAGAAGGAAGACCUGCACGAUAUGCUGGCCUCGCUCGGUAAGAACCCGACCGAGGACUACCUGGAGGGUAUGAUGAACGAAGCGCCCGGGCCGAUCAAUUUCACCAUGUUCCUGACGCUGUUCGGCGAGCGGCUGCAGGGCACCGACCCGGAGGACGUGAUCAAGAAUGCGUUCGGGUGCUUCGACGAGGAAAAUACCGGCCUGAUCAAUGAGGAGCGAUUGCGCGAGCUGCUGACCACGAUGGGCGACCGGUUUACCGACGAGGACGUGGACGAAAUGUUCCGCGAGGCACCGAUCAAGAAUACCAUGUUCGAUUACAUCGAGUUCACCAGAAUCCUGAAGCACGGCGCCAAGGACAAAGACGAACAGUAAUUUAUUUGCCUUCGAUUAAUCUUCGUACUUGAUUGUAUUUCCAUGUUUAACCGUUUAUCUUUAGUUUAGUUGUUCUUCCUUUCUUUCCUUUCCAAACCUUUUUUUCGGUUGAAUCUAUUAUCAGUAUUCCCUAACUACUAGAGACCUAACGGUUUCGCAUUUAGCUUUUUUCCCCCUUUCAUCGAACCGAACCGAUCGUGUGUAACCGAAUAUAGCGCCAUUCAGAGCUGUUUUAUGAUAUCUAUUUGUAAUCAGAUCUAUUAUCUUUUAGCGAGAGUAAAAGGAAAACUUUUUGAAUAUAUAUUUUAUAUCGUGAAUC